ACAGCGGCAACAUCGCGGACCACAACGACAUCAACACUACCACCAUUACGAGCACCUAGGACGCACUCGAGUCAACUACGCGAGGACACACGCCCUCCAUAAGCGGUCCCGAUCCAACGCGCAACCACACCCACAACCUACCUCGUCGUCGAAUUUGCCUCUCGGCCUACCUAUACCUACAUCCAACGAAACACCUCGAACAUAAUCCGUAUACCACCUGCACGAAAACCCCCCUCCACCGCCCAAAAAUGCGCUUCACCAACCCCAAACACUCCCUCUCAACCCUCGACCCCUCAGGCGAAUCGCCCGUCUCCCUCCUCCCCACCACGCCCGAAGACAUGUGGCACGCGCACAACCUCAUCGCGCCCUCGGACCUCUUGCGCGCGCACGCCAUCCGCAAAGUCGUAACCACGGGCUCCACCGGCUCAACGACGUCGGACCGCGUCCACACCGACCUGACGAUCCGCGUGCAAUCCGUCUUCUUCGACCCCGCCGCUUCGAGUCUACACGUCUCCGGCACCGUCUGCCAAGAGAACCAAUACGUUAGUUUGGGACAGCACCACACUCUCGACCUCGAACUCAACCGGCCGUUUCAGCUGUGGAAGCGCAGCGGGUGGGAUUCGGUCGCCCUCAAGAUGCUGGAGGAGGCGGUGGCGGAGGAUACCGGCGAAGCCAUGUGCGCGGUGGUGAUGCAGGAGGGCUUGGCGAAUAUCUGUCUGAUUACCGAGUUCCAGACGGUCGUCAAGCAAAGGGUUGAAUCGAAUAUCCCGAAGAAGAGGGCGGGCGGAUCGGCGAGCCAGGGCGGCAUGACGAGCUUUUACGAAAAGACUUUGUCUACGCUGCUCAGGACUGUCGAUUUCAGCACGCCGCGGCCGUUGUUGUUGGCGAGUCCCGGGUUUGUGGCGCAGGAUUUUAGGGGGUAUAUGCAGAGUGAGGGGCAGAAGAGGACGGAUAAGAAGUUGCAGAGGAUAGCGAAGGAUGCGGUGGUUGUCCACAGCAGCACGGGGUAUGUGCAUUCCCUCAAUGAGGUCUUGAAGAGUCCGGAGGUGCAGGCGACGAUGAGGGAUAAGCGGUUCACGGGCGAGACGUCGUUGAUGGAUCAGUUGUAUGAUCGGCUGAGGAACGAUGAUGGGAGGGCGUGGUACGGCGCGAAACCGGUGGAGAGGGCGGUGAAGGAGGGUGCGGUGGGUCGGGGAGGGGGUGUCCUGUUGAUCAAUAACAAGUUUUUCAGGAGUCUGGAUAUCAAGACGAGGAAGAGGUUUGUGGCACUGGUGGAUAAGGUCAAGGAGGAUGGAGGGGAGGCGAGGGUGUUGAGCAGUGAUCACGAGAGUGGGCAGAGACUGGAUGCUUUGGGUGGGAUUGCUGCGAUUCUCACGUAUCCGAUUUAUGAUUUGGAUGAGGACGAGGUGGAGGAGAGCGAAGGAGUAGAGGGAGGGAAUGAGGCAGCCGAGGAGGGAGCUAUGAUUAUAUGAGAGAUGGUCGGGUGGUUGUUUUACAGGUUUGCAGCGGGAUAUUGUUUUUACCAUUGUUUACUACAAAGACAUGGCGAUGCAAAGCUUUGGUGUUUUGCUGCCACUCUCCGCUUCUCGGACUGGACCUCCAAAUUUUUUAAGACACGACCGACGUCAUUUCCAAACAAUUGGCAUGUGCUUUGAAAACAAAGUGGGGCAAAUGAGCGAUGCAAUUCUGAUUGGAGCGCAUUGCCGCUGGUUCAUUGUCGAGAUGCCUUCAUCGUCACAAU
Messenger RNA from Neurospora tetraspora, 1741 nucleotides. RefSeq lists its product as uncharacterized. NCBI's taxonomy places the organism in Eukaryota, Fungi, Ascomycota, Sordariomycetes, Sordariales, Sordariaceae. Gene Ontology annotation, biological process: nuclear-transcribed mRNA catabolic process, non-stop decay; nuclear-transcribed mRNA catabolic process, no-go decay; ribosome disassembly. The record is from RefSeq and is a predicted model, not a curated record. Bases 249 to 1472 code for a protein of 407 amino acids. Gene Ontology annotation, cellular component: cytoplasm. The transcript has a single exon.